Durio zibethinus is the source of this 2605-nucleotide messenger RNA. The record is from RefSeq and is a predicted model, not a curated record. NCBI's taxonomy places the organism in Eukaryota, Viridiplantae, Streptophyta, Magnoliopsida, Malvales, Malvaceae.
UAGACUAAAGUACAGUACUUUUUGUUUACCCUAACGGCGGGGGGACGGUCCCAUCACGGCCCGUAUUCUUUUGGCCCGUUGCCAAAUGAAUUCCUCAAGCUUCCUCUUCCAUCAGCUAAAUUCCUAGUCAUAGUCGUGGUCGAUCUCUCUCAGGAGGCGGGGGCCACAGUCGUGGUUGGAGCUAUAGCCCGAGCGAGAGGCACAGCAAGUCUCCAAGAGCAAAACCUUGGCGCAAGUCACCUGGAAAGUCAAGAUCAAGGCCCACUCGUUCGGUUGUUCCCGAUUUGAAUCAGGGUUUUUCCUUUUUCCUCUCCUCUAAGUUUCCAAGUCAAAGCUUCAAAACUAGAUGAAAAUCCCUAAACCCGACACCCAGAACUGAUAAGCAAUGCUUAUUUCAUCAUCUUAGUUGAUAUCGUAUUUUAGUUUUAUUGAUAUCAUGUUUUAUUGAUAAAUGAUAAAUGAUAAAUAUCUAUUUUUAGAUGGAAUUUGAUGAUAUCAAAUGAUAUUUUCUGAAGAACAUGGGUUUAGGAUAGUGAGGUCUACAAAAUUUGAUUCUGAUAAUUAGUGAUUCAAACUAUAAGAGUUGCCCAUGUAAAUGUGAGUGGGAUAAAAUUGAGAAACUUAGCCAGUUCUUGGGUUUUUUUUUAAUAAUAUUGCUUGUAUGUUUUUUUUGGAACAAAGUACCCUACGGCUAACGUAUACUUUACUUCAAUUUUCAUAGCAUGCUUAACCUUGAAUGAAAACAUGAAUGGAUAUGAUGUGCAUAUAAUUUUAAAGUUUUUAGAUUAUCAUCUGACUGCAUCUCAAGUUUUUAGAUUCGAACGAUUUGAUCUCUGCGUACAGCCUACUUAGGUUGUUAGAUUUUUCUUCUUAUUAUUCUUUUUUUAAUGCUGUUUCACUAUGAUUUUCAUGCAAUUUCACUCUGAUUUGAUCUCACUAUGAUUUUUUCUGGAUAGCUUGUUAAGAGAAAGAACUGGACUAGGUGUCUCCUAUGUGGUCAAUGUGUUGAAUGCUUCUAGGUUGCUUUGUUGUUAAAUGCAGGAAAGAUUGAGCUAGGUAGAGGGGAAAGUGCCAGAAGGUGAGAGCGAGGGAUGAGUUAGGAGUGGGCUCAAAAACCAACAGUUACAGUUUCAGUGAUUUUUUUUUAAGAAUUAGUUUAUAUCAUUUAUCUUUCCCCUUUCAUCGUUUAAGUAUUUUUGCAGAUGAGUUUUGUAACUGAUUCCCCAGUACACUCGUCUAGCAGUGAUGACUUUGCCGCAUUGCUUGAUGCUGAGCUUGAAGUCGGUUCUUCAGGCUCAUCACACGAUGAACAAGACGAUGAAGAGGAAGAAGUUGAUGAUGAUAAUAAUGAUGAUGAUGAUGAUGACCUCGACAAUCAAAGGAACAAAAGGUGCAAGACCGAGAAGUUGGAAGACGUAGAAGAACCUCAAGGGUCAACCUCGCAGGGUUUGAUAGAAGAAAAUAUAGAAGUAUCCUUGAAAAGGGAUCUAUGUACACAUCCAGGUUCUUUUGGACAAAUGUGCAUCCUUUGUGGGCAAAGGUUGGAUGAUGAAUCCGGUGUAACAUUUGGGUAUAUACAUAAGGGUUUAAGGCUUGGUAAUGAUGAAAUUGUUCGAUUACGCAGCACAGAUAUGAGAAAUUUGUUACGUCAUAAGAAGCUUUACUUAGUUCUUGAUUUAGAUCACACAUUGCUGAAUUCUACUCUGCUCAUGCACCUAACACCUGAGGAAGAAUAUUUGAAGGCCCAAUCUGAUUCCCUUCUAGAUGUUUCAAAAGGCAGCCUCUUCAUGUUGGAUUUUAUGCAUAUGAUGACCAAAUUGAGGCCUUUUGUUCAUACAUUUCUCAAAGAAGCAAGUGAAAUGUUUGAGAUGUACAUUUAUACAAUGGGUGAUAGACCCUAUGCAUUAGAAAUGGCUAAACUGGUUGACCCCAGAAGAGAAUACUUCAGUGGUAGAGUGAUUUCAAGAGAUGAUGGCACCCUGAAACACCAAAAGGGUCUUGAUGUGAUACUAGGGCAAGAGAGUGCUGUUGUGAUCCUUGAUGAUACAGAAAAUGCAUGGAUGAAGCAUAAAGACAAUCUGAUUCUGAUGGAGAGAUAUCAUUUCUUUGCUUCGAGUUGUCACCAAUUUGGCUACAAUUGCAAGUCUCUUUCUCAGUUGAAGAGUGACGAAAGUGAGACUGACGGAGCACUUUCUUCUGUUCUUAAAGUACUUAGACAAAUCCACCAUAUUUUCUUCGAAGAACUUGAUUCCGAACUUUCUAGCAGAGAUGUGAGGCAGGUGCUGAAAACAGUUCGGAAGGAAGUGCUUAAGGGUUGUAAAAUUGUUUUCAGCCGUGUUUUUCCUGCAAAGUUCCAGGCUGAUAGUCAUCUUCUGUGGAAGAUGUCAGAGCAGUUGGGAGCUACUUGCUCAACGGAAACUGAUUCUUCAGUAACGCAUGUCGUUUCAACAGAUGCUGGAACUGAGAAGUCUCGUUGGGCAGUGAAAGAGAAGAAGUUUUUGGUCCAUCCACAGUGGAUAGAAGCUGCAAAUUACUUAUGGCAAAAGCAGCCUGAAGAAAAUUUUCCUGUUAGCCAAACAAAGAAUCAAUGACCACACUUUCAUCA